AAAUAGCUACUGAUUUUUUUCGUUUUACCACGUUCUGAAAUAGUUUUGCACUAAAGCUAUACAAAUAUCAGGUAAAUGCGUAAGAUCAAAUGUCACAGGUGCAGCAAUAGAUCUUUACUAAAUGUACAUGCGCGCAUAAUACCAGUAAACCACAGCUGAGAGCCGCAGUCGGUAGUGUCGUGUUUAUUUGUGCCUGUGAGGAAGUGUGGCGACACUGCUACUGUCCAAGACCUAUCCUUCAUACUGUCCGGUACUGGAUAACCAGGUAUUUUGCAUUUUAUUAGAACAAUUUUGACACGCACAUUCGUCGUGGCAUACGUUUUUUCUGUCUAUUGAGGAGGACUGUGCCUUAAGUGUUUACACUGUUCCAACGGAUUGGAUAACAGAGGUGCAUUACUUUACAGAGCUAACCAAGUAACGUUAGCUAGCGUUUCCUUAACGAUAACGAUUUAAGUUGUGCAAGCUAAAUUGAUAAAUCGGUGUUCAUGCCGGAUUUCGAGCAUUUCAGAUUUUCUCAUAGAAGAAUGAAUCCUUUACUCGGGGAGAGCGUGUAUUCGCUCCAGCAUCAGCAACAGAAUCAGUUUUCAGGUCUAUCAGAGUCAUCCAAUACGGGGUUGAUGCCCGACUCAUUUUACGGUGCCCCUGACUCUAAUCUUUUCUUGGGCGAGUACCCUGGCGUAGGACCGGACAGUUUGUCCAGUAUGCCGCCUACCGGACUUGCAUACUUGCACCUCAACAACAGCCUCCAUCGCGCGCCACCACCCGCACCUGCUGCCAUGGCCUUGCGCAAUGACCUGGGGUCCAACAUAAGCGUCCUGAAGACACUCAAUUUGCGUUUCCGUUGCUUCUUGGCAAAAGUUCAUGAGCUUGAGCGUCGAAACAAGGCUUUGGAGAAACAGCUGCAGCAGGCGCUGGACUCUCACAACAAUGGAGGUAUGGGGAGAAGGCCACUCACUCGAGAUGUCGGCGUUCAGACGGGGUUUGUUGGGCCCAUACCGAUUAGGCCGGAUUUCAUCCCUCUCCAAAAUGCAACCAACGCAGCUUAUUUGACCGGGACCCUCCUGUCCCCUUCCCUGAACACAGCAGACACUCUUGAGCCAAAUUUCAAUCCAACCCUGGGGAUUGUAAAUCCCUCCGUCCCAGACUCCAACUUCAACCUCACCUCCAACAUAACCAUUAGUCCAACCACUCCAACUGACCCACCCAAGACCAUAUCCAACAUAAACGAGAGAUUUAUGAGUACCGGAACUACUACGUGCAACAACCCCCCACCCAGGUUCCUACCUGGAACCAUUUGGUCCUACAACCAUACUCGCAGGCCAAGCCCAGGUUUCGCCAAAGAGACUCGGACAGUGGGGCCUGGGGUGUCAUGGAGUCAGCCGGAUGGAGUGGGCGUCCAGAUUGACACCAUCACACCUGAGAUUCGUGCGCUGUACAAUGUGUUGGCCAAAGUCAAGCGAGAGAGAGACGACUAUAAACGAAGAUGGGAGGACGAGUACACAGUGAGAGUGGACCUCCAGGAAAAGCUUGCAGACCUGGAGGAGGACCUCCAGGAGAGUGAAGUGUGUCAGGAUGAGCUGGCCCUGAGAGUCAAACAGCUGAAGGCUGAACUGGUGCUCUUCAAAGGCCUGAUGAGUAGUGACCUCUCUGACCUGGAUAGCAAGAUUCAGGAGAAGGCCAUGAAGGUGGACAUGGAUAUCUGCCGCCGGAUCGACAUUACAGCUCGCCUGUGCGACGUGGCUCAGCAGAGGAACUGCGAGGACAUGAUCCAGAUUUUCCAGGUGGCCACUCCCCCAUCAACACUCCGUCGCCCAAGGAAGCAGACGCAAGUGGGCGAUGAGCCAAUCAGCCUCUCUGAGAGCGAGGAGGGUGGGAACAAGGAAGUAGAAUCCUGCACAUCAGCCAAUCAGAUCAAUGAGGAGAUGCAGAGGAUGCUUAAUCAGCUGCGGGAGUGUGAAUUUGAGGACGACUGUGACAGUCUGGCCUGGGAAGAGACAGAGGAAACCCUGCUGCUGUGGGAGGAUUUCCCAGGAUGCACCUUGGCAAUGGACCCCCAGGGCGAAGUGUUUCCUCCAGAGGAAUCCAUUGAGAAAGUGAUCAAGGACACAGAGUGCCUGUUUAAGUCCCGAGAGAAGGAGUACCAAGAGACCAUCGACCAGAUUGAGUUGGAGUUGGCCACUGCUAAGUCGGACAUGAACAGGCACCUGCAUGAGUACAUGGAGAUGUGCAGCAUGAAGAGAGGCCUGGAUGUGCAGAUGGAGACCUGCAGGAGACUCAUCACUCAGAGUGGAGACAGGAAGUCGCCUCUACAGAUAUCAGUGGCCGUGGAGGAGGCCGAUGGUGGAGAGAAGGAAAAGCCAAAGGCCUCACUGGCCGCCGACUCCGCUGGUAAAAACGACCAGGCCGGCACGGCUGUCCAGGAUGUCGCCCGGAAGAAAACCUAACCUCAACCUUCACGCCCAACCUCAAUCACUCCAUGCGUGUUUACAUGACCAGUGAUUUGGCUAGACCAGUGAUUUGGUAUAGGUCUCUGCUUCUAUGGUAACCUGAACCCUGUCCCUUUGUCUCAUUAAUAUCAAUGCUUCCCUCUGCUGGAUGAGGGUCGUACUGCCAAUAUUCAAAAAUAGGGAAAAAAUUGAUUCCAUGACACAAUGGCACUUUUGGUAAAUAUAAUACAUUGGGGCUAUUUGUAUUAGUAAAUAUACGCCAGUUGAAAUAUAUCAAAUACAAAAAAAAAUGUUCAGGUGAACAAAAAAAAGAGCUUUUAAUCAAAAUUUCAAUUAUACUUUUGCUUGCACUUUAACUUAAUUUUGGUGUCCUAAAGUGCAUCAUACAGCACCUUGAUUCCACGAUACAAUAGCACUUUUGGAAAAAUAAUACAUUUGGGGCUAUUUGUACUUGUAAUUACACACUAGUAAAAAACAAAAACAAAUACAAAAAGAUGUUCAGGGGAACAAAAUAAGAGUUUUUAAUCAAAACUUAAAUUAUAUUUUUGUUUGCACUUUAACUUCAUUUUAGUGUCCUAAAGUGGAACAUACAGCACUUUGACAGCCACUUGAUGACGACAAAUAUUUACAAAUCAAAAUAUUAAAGCCAGCAAGUAUUUACAUUCAUCACAUUCUCACUUUGUCAUGCAUUAGUUCAUUACUAUGAACCUCCAAGGCAACAACAAGGUUUUUUUUUUGUUUGUUUGUUUUAAAAGCUUCUUCUUGUUAUUUUGGUUAUGCAAUAUAAUUGCUAAUUGAAAAGGGGGCAGUGGUGAUCACUUUUAUAUCCCAGCUAGUAGAAUCAGCAUCACAUCAAGUGAUAUAACACUUGGAUCCAAACUGUGAUCUGUAAUUAUACAAGUUAAAUUAAAUCUCUAAAAAAUUCAGAGUCAAGUCAAUUCAACUCAAAGCCAUGCCUCAAAAGAUACUCUCUAAACAAACACACACACACACCUAUCACUAGUCUAGGUAUCAUUAUGUUUUUGCCCUUUAACAUUUUAAGAAGCUCCAUUUAAGAGGCCUUACUGAACAAGUACACAUUAUUACAUUCCUUCAUCAGAAGACUCCAUUUGUUAGGUACUGUAGAAUUCACAGCAGAUUAUAUAAAUAAAUAGGCAUUGUUCUCAAAAAAUUCAAACCUCAGCUCAGUCUGUAGUUGUAGAUAUAGUAGAGAUGGAACCGUAGAUCUAGAAUAGAUAUACAACUGUAGAGAUAGAGCAGAGAUACAGCUGUUCUAAAGAGCAGAGAUACAGCUGUUCUAAAGAGCAGAGAUACAGCUGUUCUAAAGACCACAACUAAAUUCUACUAGGCUGCCAUUAUUGGCGGAUACCUGUAGUGUGUUGUGUUCAGAUAGUCCCCAUCAAUCAUCCUAUGCCAGGUCCAAUGAAUGGCAGCCUGAUGUCAAAUGUACAUCCAAUGUAAUUCAAGACUAUGCAUUAGUAAAUGUAGGGUAAAAUUAGAUCUUUAAAUAAAGUCUUUAUUUAUCUUCUUCAAAAACCUGACACGACGAAUAAGCCAAUUGCGUUGUCUCUGCUUUUUGAAAAUAUCUUGGCCUCGGUUUGCCUUUCUGGAAGCAUUAGAGGCACACACACACACACACUGUUUAUAUCCUGAUUAUCAGCAUAUAUUGGGUCUGAAUGAUUAGGAAUGAUUUUGCCAUUGAGCCCAGUGGUAGUGAGCUUAUUCAGCUUUUAUUUAGCUAACAUUAUGGCCAUUAUAAAAGCCUCUCUAGACCAAUGUACAGCAGUUUUAACCAGCAGUCACAUCCAGUGCAAAGAUGAGGGUUUUUGGUUGUUUUAAGUUUCUUGUUAUUUUGUUUUAUUUUAUAACAGCCAUGAAUCAUCGUGUUUUGCUCAAUUACUAUAAGUUUAUUUUGCCUCUAAGAGAUAAUUGAAUGAAGUAUGUAUACAACCUGACAUAAAUAAUUCUGUAUUAUUUAACUGAUAACAAAAUAUAUCUACAUAUUUGCAAAUGAGUGUUCAAGAGAUGGGAGGGAAAUAAAUACUCCAAACUCACAACAAAAGAAAGGCAUUUGAAUGAGCAAGAAAAAAAGAUAGGUGCCUCCGCCCUCUGUAUAGCUUAGUAUGUCUGCAGUGAGACAGGUACAUGAAAAAUAAUAAAUAAAAGCUUUGUUAGAAUAAUGACUUUUUAACUUUCCAACUGGCUUUCUAAGACUCCAGUAUACUCAUGACAUAUCCAGCGUUUAACAGUGGUGAAACACUGAUCUAUGAUCACACUGUUAAGUCUUUAGCAGAAUCCUUAUGUACAAUACAGAUUCCAGGUCAGUGAUUACAGGACAACUGUGGAGUACCCAGUGCAUUGACGGACGUUAAAGCAGGAGAUGUUGUGAAUAGCACAUACUGUAUAUAUAACAACUAUGAGAGAUUAACUUCAGAUUAAGAUUUCACCAUGAUACCAUAACCAACCACACAGCUACCAUUUCUCAUCCCUCCAUAAUGUACAGUAGCCUAAUGCAGCCUUUAAACUCUCUCUCUCAAAAUAUUUAACUGUAAAUGAACAUUCAGAAUUUACUUGUAUUUAACUCAGAAAUUAAACAUGAUGGAAUUACAGUCGUGUGCAAAAAAGGAACAAAAAGAGAAACAGUUAUACAGUAUGUGUUUAGUCUUUAGACCGGAGCUAAUAUUGAAUGUCUGACAAAAUAUGCUUGUGCUGGAACAUAUCAACGAGACCAGUUCAACUGGACCUGUCAACGUGUGGGUACCAAAGACACGAGCCUUAUGUUCAGAUCCCUCAAGGAUGCUUGAAGUAAGGAGUGGGAUGUGUUCAUGAAUGAGAACAAUGCAGAACAUAGAAGUGCAAGAACUGAGCGCAAACAACACUGUGUGGUUUCCUAUGACAUUGUGUAACAUCUGUGAGAUUGAAGAGCUGCUGUUGAUUGCUUGUUUUUGUUCUGUGUUGAAAAUAAAUGGUUUUAUCGAAA
Alosa alosa (allis shad) is the source of this 5427-nucleotide messenger RNA. It is a transcript of the gene iffo1a, whose product is annotated as intermediate filament family orphan 1a. The record is from RefSeq and is a predicted model, not a curated record. Lineage: Eukaryota; Metazoa; Chordata; Actinopteri; Clupeiformes; Clupeidae. Bases 486 to 2444 code for a protein of 652 amino acids. The transcript is spliced from 9 exons.